Messenger RNA from Erinaceus europaeus (western European hedgehog), 1505 nucleotides. RefSeq names its product phosphatidylinositol glycan anchor biosynthesis class B (gene PIGB). Gene Ontology annotation, cellular component: endoplasmic reticulum membrane. The record is from RefSeq and is a predicted model, not a curated record. Gene Ontology annotation, molecular function: alpha-1,2-mannosyltransferase activity. Lineage: Eukaryota; Metazoa; Chordata; Mammalia; Eulipotyphla; Erinaceidae. The coding region runs from base 197 to 1270 and encodes 357 amino acids. The transcript is spliced from 8 exons. Gene Ontology annotation, biological process: GPI anchor biosynthetic process.
GCCUCCAGGAGCGGUGGAUUCAUGGUGCAGGCACCGAGCCCAGCAAUAACCCUGGAGGGGAAAAAAAAAAAAAAGCUAACACGAGGCUUUUCUAGCUCCUAUUCCUUCUAUGUUUGCUUCUACCGGCUUUUAGCUUUUUUGCCAGUUGUGCUCCUGGUUCACAUGGUACUGCUGCACCAGGACUCUUACAAACACCAUGGAAACAGCUCUUACUGUGGCCGCCCUUUUCCAUUACCCUCUGGAAGGCUCCAAGUCUGUGAGCAGUGUCAAGUACUGCGCCCUACUGGCACUGGCCUUCAUAGUCCGUCCUACGGCCCUGAUUCCAUGGGUGCCUUUGCUCGCCAGGCAUUUCUGGCAAGACCAGAAGAAGACUGAUCUUAUUUUACAUCAAUUCUUACCUAUUGGAUUUGUCGCUCUGAGUUUGUCUCUGAUAAUUGAUCGUAUUUUUUCUGGUCAAUGGACCCUGGUUCAGUGGAACUUUUUGAAAUUCAACGUGCUGCAGAACAUAGGGGCAUUUUAUGGCCGUCACCCAUGGCACUGGUACCUCAGCCAAGGAUUCCUGGUCGUCCUGGGCCCUCACUUGCCCCUUUUCAUUCACGGCUGCUUUGUAGCCCCAAAGAGGCACCGGGUAUUUCUGGCGCCAGUGCUGUGGACACUGCUGGUGUACAGCAUGUUGAGUCACAAAGAAUUCAGAUUUAUCUAUCCAGUUUUACCGUUUUGUAUGGUGUUCUGUGGGUACUCCCUAAGCCACCUGAAGACAUGGAGGAGACCGGUGCUCUGCUUCCUGUUUUUACUGAACAUGCCCCUCGCUCUCUACACUGGCUUAGUUCAUCAACGAGGAGCCCUCGAUGUCAUGACUUACGUUCAAAACCUCUGUGGCCGCCCCAGUCGCAGUGAACCUUCAGCGUCAGUAUUUGUCAUGAUGCCGUGCCACUCUACUCCUUACUAUAGCCACGUCCACUGUCAACUUCCAAUGAGAUUUCUCCAAUGUCCCCCAAAUCUGACUGGGGAAAAUCAGUAUCUCGAUGAAGCAGAUCUAUUUUAUCAGAGUCCCUUAAACUGGUUAAACAAAGAGUUUGACAGGGCUUCAGCACUGCCUACACACUUACUCAUCUUCAGUGUUUUGGAAGAGGAAAUAAGUGCUUUCCUGAUUUCAAACCAUUAUGCGAGAACUGCGGUCUUCUUCCACACUCACUUCCCGGAAGGCCGAACUGGAAGUCACAUCUAUGUCUAUGAACGGAAAGUCACGGAGAAGCUCAACAGAAAGUGAAAUUCAGAAUUGAUCUUUCCCAGAGAACUCAGUAGACACUGCCUGGAAGAAAUGUUCAGAUGCUGCUUAAAUGUUAGUAAACAAGCAGUAAGAACUGUGGAACUGUUGACAGCAAAAAGCUAUGUGUUGCUUUACCAGUUGUCAGUACUGAGCAAAUAUAAGGGGAAGAAACCACAAAAUUAGAAAUAACAUUAAUAUACAGUGCCAAAUUUUUAAAUAAAGACCUUUAGUUUUC